Molecule: messenger RNA, 780 nt
Organism: Juglans microcarpa x Juglans regia
Lineage: Eukaryota; Viridiplantae; Streptophyta; Magnoliopsida; Fagales; Juglandaceae
Exons: 1
Coding region: 1-780 (259 amino acids)
Source: RefSeq, a predicted model, not a curated record
AUGGUGGAAAGUAUUAAUGAACCGAAUCUGCGUGUGAAUGAUUUGGUGAUUAACAAUACUUGGGAUGUUCACAAGAUGAAUCAUUUAAUUGGUGAGAACUUGACUAGAGAAGUUGUUAAUUCUGUAGGCAGUUUGCAACAGGCUCAGGAUACUAUGAUUUGGCUGCCGGAUAAAAAUGGGUUGUUCUCCUCCAAGUCAGCAUGGGACAUCAUUCGAAUGAAAUUCCAGAAAUUGGACUGGUCUUGUUGGAUUUGGAACAAAUGGAUCCCAAAAAAAGUUGCUAUUUGUAUAUGGAAAGCAACUUUUAAUUGUCUUCCAGUGGAUGUCCAAAUUAGAAAAUGUGGUAUCCCCUUGGUAUCAUGUUGUAAUUGUUGUCAUGGGGGGCAUGAGGAAGAUCUGGAACAUGUGAUUAACAAGGGAGAUUUUGUGAUGGAAGUGUGGAAGAGAGUAUAUGCGGAACUGGGCAUUCAUUUCAUUGCUCUACAAGGGUGGAAGGAAAGAGCUCAAGGGUUGUUUAAUAGAGCUUCUUGGCACUCCCAGAUAGGGAUACUAUAUUCGAUGAUCCCUAUUGUGGUUAUUUGGCAAUUAUGGAGGCGGCGCUACAGGGCUAGAAUGGAAGGUACUUCUGAAUCCUUUUCUUUGGUUGUUGGAAAUAUCAUGUACUGGCUGAAUCAUAUUGCUAGCAACGUGAAUAAAGUCAAGCGGUUGUCAUGUGUGGAUAGAGCUCUGCUUUCCAGGUUUGGUGUAAAAAUCGUGGAACUAAAAAAAUGUAGUGCUUGA